CAGGGGUUUUUAAGCCAAAAUUAUCUGCAAUAAUACAAGUCUGAGCUAUGCCAGUGCUGCCAAUAUUUGCAAAUACCCUGGCGCGCGCGUGUGUAUGUGCCGUGUAAAUUUUUAUUUAAAAUGUAUUACUUUUAACCUUAGUUGACAUUGAAAUGUACCCGCUAGGCAAGUGCGUGUGUGCUAGAAAAGGAGGACUCUGAGAGCUGUCUUGCUUGGUAUCGGAAUUGAAACUCAAACAUACGGUUUAGCGUAAAUGAUAGCUGCUGAAUAACAAGAAAAAUACAAACUCGAACUAACGAAACGACGUACAGCAGGUCACCCAAACACCAGCAUCGAGAAACAAGCACACACUUACAUACAUCACCAACAGCAGCGAUAACACGCCAACUAGCAGUUGGCAUACGCUAUUAAUUAAAUCAGCAGCAACAGCCGCCGCAGCAGCAACAAAACGAAAACGAAGCAGCAACAGCUGAGAGUGCGCGUGUGUGGGAAGAGAGAGAGAGAGAGAGAGAAAGCACACACACUCACUUAAAAAGAAAAUAAAAAAAAAAUUAAAUCGAUACCCAUCGUCAGACCCAACACCAGUACCCGUUGUCAGUGCGAACGCCAACGCUAACAGCACAGUCACAUAGCCACCCGCCUAGCCGCCCCCAACUGCACCAUACCGGCCGUCUCGGCACAAUUUGGUAAUUAAAAGGAAACUCAACAUCAUCGGACAGUUCAGCAGGCACAAACAAUCGAACACAAAUUUUUCGUGCAUCAGUUGUCGUUUCUUGUUGGUUGGUCGUUGUCGUGCUAUUUGUCGCGUUCCCAUAUUAUAAAAAUAGCCAAUCGUACCGCUACGCUCUGAAGCAACACAGCAACAGAUCUCUACCGGCCCGCCCGCCUUAAAGCACAGCUGUGCAUUUGUUGCCGCCAAGAAGUAGCAACAAUAUCGAACAUCAUUCAGAAAUCCUGUUGCUGGAGGUGCCACUGAGCACACUUUCAAAAUUUCACUAGAUCCAAUGGCUAAGGACGAAGAGGAUGAUCUGCUACCCGAUAAGGAUGCCGCCAAGGGCUUCUAUGCCAAAUACGAGCCCAAGGAAAUAUUGGGCAGAGGCAUCAGCUCCACGGUGCGUCGUUGCAUUGAGAAGGAGACGGGCAAGGAGUUUGCGGCAAAAAUAAUCGAUUUGGGUGCCACAACAGAAUCCGGCGAAACGAAUCCAUAUCAUAUGCUGGAAGCAACCAGACAAGAAAUCUCAAUAUUGCGCCAAGUGAUGGGACAUCCAUACAUAAUUGACCUGCAGGACGUGUUUGAAUCAGAUGCAUUUGUAUUUCUCGUAUUCGAAUUGUGCCCUAAAGGCGAACUCUUUGACUAUCUGACGUCGGUGGUGACGCUGUCUGAGAAGAAGACGCGCACAAUAAUGCGGCAAAUAUUCGAGGGGGUGGAGUAUAUACACUCCAAACAUAUUGUGCAUCGUGAUCUGAAGCCAGAGAAUAUAUUGCUUGAUGAGAAUCACAAUGUGAAGAUCACGGACUUUGGUUUCGCACGACAGCUGCAGGAGGGCGAAAAACUUACAGAUUUAUGCGGUACGCCUGGCUACUUGGCUCCAGAGACGCUCAAAUGCAAUAUGUUCGAGGGAUCGCCGGGCUAUUCACAGGAAGUUGACAUUUGGGCGUGCGGCGUCAUUAUGUUUACGCUACUGGUUGGAUGCCCUCCAUUUUGGCAUCGGAAACAAAUGGUUAUGCUGCGCAACAUUAUGGAGGGCAAAUAUAGCUUCACCUCGCCCGAAUGGGCAGAUAUUUCAGAGGAUCCCAAAGAUCUAAUACGCAAAUGUCUAGUCGUUGAUCCUGCGCAACGUAUAACAGUCAAGGAAGUAUUAAGACAUCCAUUCUUUAAUCAAAUGGUGCUAAUGAGCGAGCUAUCGAUGGCGCCCUAUAGAUACCUCAGUUGUGCCGCUGGGCAGCAUGUGCCGGGCAUGCAAGCAGGCUCUAGUCGAAAUCCGCUGGCGGCUUUUCAUUGUAACAAUAACAACAACAACUAUAACAACAGCAGUCACAACAAGAGCGGCAACAGCAACCACACCAACAACAACAAUUUUAGUCAGAAUCCUUGUGACUCGCAAUCAUAUAUGAUGUACUACAGUGCCCCGCAAAGCUCAUACUCAUCGAAUCGCUUGCGCGACAUCACCGCCCAGCCCCAUGACCCCCAUCAGCAUCUGCAGCAUCUGCAGCAUCAGCAGCAACACCUUGCCACGCCGCCAACGGCAACAACAACAAUCGAUACAUCAACAACAAUGCGCAGCAGUGUUGAUGUUUAUGCCAGCAGUGGUGGUGUCGGUGGUGAUGGUAGUGGUGGCGUUGUCGGCGGCGGCGGCGGCGGCGUUGGUGCCUCCUACAAGACAAUACGAGCCACCGUGUAUUAUCAGCAGCAACAACAGCCCCAGGGGCAGCAGCAGCAGCAAAUUGGCGAUCAGCUGACGCUGGAAAAUUAUGAAAAUGCUGCAAAGAAACUUUUGUAUGCACCAGAUCAGCUGAGAAAACAGAGUCGCUUCAAUGCGCGCAAAAAGUUCCAAUUCGCCAUAUUGGUGAUACGUGCUGUCAUCCGGAUACGGCGCCUCCGAUAUACCGCCGAGCCGCUUCACGUUGAGGAGGCGAUACGGGAUCCGUAUCGCGUGAAGGUUCUACGCAAGGUUAUCGAUGGCUGUGCCUUCCGUGUCUACGGCCACUGGGUUAAGAAGGGCGAGGGCCAGAAUCGCGCCGCUCUAUUCGAAAAUACUCCGCGCACGGAGCUUCAUGCGCUUUACAUAAACAAUCUCAGUCGAUAGUGACGGGUCGAAAGAGUCGGGGGAAUCGAGAAUCGAAGAGCAAUAAAUGACUGUAAACUGUAAAACGGCGAAACGAAAUGUAAAAGUUACUAAGAGGAAUACCAAACAGCAAUCGCUAAGGAAAGAGAGAACAACAAUUUAGUGCAAUUGUUUUCUUCUUCACUUUUUUUUUUUAAAUCAAGAGAUAUCAUUUAAGCAUAUAUGCAUACAUAUAUACAUACAUAUAUAUAUAUAUAUAUAUUUAUAUAUAUAUAUAUAUAUAUAUCUAAACAUAUGUAUCUGCUGCCCACUCAUUGUUUUAAAUCUCUACUUCUUUUCAUCUUAUUUUCAUAAUUUUUUAUUUUUUUUUGUAUUUGUUUCCUGUAUCCUUUUGUUUACGUAUUAAUUUUUAUUUGUGUAUUGUGGACAUUUCAAAAAUUGUAGGCUCAUUUAUUAGUGUAGUUCAUAUAUAAUUGCAUCAUAAAUAGGCUCAGCUCUUACAUAACAUAUGUAUUAUUAUUAGUAGAGCUAAGCGACCGAUUCGUUGGCCAGCUCCCAAAUAUAACAAACUCCUGUGCAUAUAACAAUAAGAAUAGGAGAGAAUUAUUAAGCAAUUAUUUAAUAACAAAACACCGAACCCGACACCAACAUCAACACCAACAACAGCACCAACACAAACAAAUGCGCACAAAACAAAUUGUAACGAUCCUUGCACAUACAUAGGUAUGCAUAUAUGUGUAUAUACAACAAGUGUGUAAGUAAUACAUACCAUACGUACGUACAUAUGUACAUACAUACAUAUAGUAUGUACAUAUAGUAUGUUUGCACGCAUAUGGAUACGAUUUAUUUAUUUGUAUUUUUCUGUUAAUGAUUUUAUUAAAUUAUUUAAUUUAAUUGCUAAGCGUUUACUCUUUAAUUGUUAUAUUGUAGUAUAAAAAUAAAUAAAUAAACCGACAAAAAAAACACAAAAA
Scaptodrosophila lebanonensis is the source of this 3757-nucleotide messenger RNA. RefSeq names its product phosphorylase b kinase gamma catalytic chain, skeletal muscle/heart isoform (gene PhKgamma). Gene Ontology annotation, biological process: mitotic DNA damage checkpoint signaling; protein phosphorylation; glycogen biosynthetic process. The record is from RefSeq and is a predicted model, not a curated record. The transcript has 10 exons. NCBI's taxonomy places the organism in Eukaryota, Metazoa, Arthropoda, Insecta, Diptera, Drosophilidae. Gene Ontology annotation, molecular function: phosphorylase kinase activity; calmodulin binding; ATP binding. Bases 1005 to 2807 code for a protein of 600 amino acids. Gene Ontology annotation, cellular component: phosphorylase kinase complex; cytoplasm; nucleus.